CCUUAGCACUCCCCUCGCACACUCGUACCACAGAUGCAACCCAGGAUACGUCUCCAAACAAUGUCGUCGGCAGCGACAGACCGCGCGUUAAAGGUCUGCGCGUUCAUCCCGCUCAUGCUCGUCGUCCUGUACUGUCUCAUCGUCUUCAUGUCCACCCUCACCACGGUACAGCGCGAGUUCCUUUUCCUCCACCGGCUCAAGAUCCCAACAUGGAAAAAGUUCCACGAGCCAGAGUACUACGGCCUUGCACCCUUCAAGACACGAAACUUCAAGCUCGAGACACCGGACGGCGAGACGCUCGGCGCGUGGCACGUGUUGCCUCAAGGCGUAUAUGUCGAGCAGGAGCCCUUCCCUCCGCGCAAGCGUCUCCUCGACAGCGUCUUUGACGAUGCAUUUGGCCACCGGCCCACCAUCAUCUACUUUCACGGAAACGCCGCCACCCGGGCCCAGCCCCACCGAGUCCGGGGGUACAUGGAGAUGUCUGGACGACUGAACUGCAACGUCGUGGCGGUCGACUACAGAGGGUUCGCCGACUCGUCAGGAACGCCGUCCCAGGCCGGCGUGAUCAUCGACGCUAGGACCACAUGGGACUGGGUGGCGAAGAAGGUCAAGGCAGCCGGUGGCGACCCAGCGAGGAACAUUAUCCUGUGUGGGCAUAGUCUCGGGACGGGCAUCACGUCGGCUUUGGCGGAGCGGCUUGCGGCGGAGGGAACGUUCCCCCGGGCCAUCAUCCUCAUCGCGCCGUUCUCCUCUGUCGUUGACCUAGUCGACUCCUUCUACCUCUUUGGCUUCUUCCCCAUCUUCCAUCCUCUAAAGGCGGUACCACGGAUCAAAGAAUACAUCCGGUCGAGCUGGGCCGACCCGUUCGAAUCCAAGGUGUCGCUGGUGUCCACCGCGUCACCCAUGCUCCUCCUGCACACGCUCAACGACGGCGUCAUCCCGAGCUCCCACUCGGAAACCAUCUUCAACGUCAUGCUCGAGCGCAAUGGCACACAGCACAGGCCGCAGGUCGAGCAGACAGAGUACGAGGGAUGGGGUACCCUCAAGGUAGCGUACCCCAACGGCCUGCCGCUCAUCAAGUGGGAGGGCAAGUAUGGCGGGCACAACGACCUCGGCUGGGCCGAGGGCACGUUUGAUCUCAUGGCGUGGGUGGCGGAUUUGUAGGACGUGUAGUACAACGUGCAGUAGGGUGUGAACAACGUGUAGUAGAGUGUAAUCCGACGUAGAUGUUACUAGACCUAAU
Vanrija pseudolonga is the source of this 1243-nucleotide messenger RNA. RefSeq names its product Monoacylglycerol lipase ABHD12 (gene Abhd12). Lineage: Eukaryota; Fungi; Basidiomycota; Tremellomycetes; Trichosporonales; Trichosporonaceae. The coding region runs from base 34 to 1164 and encodes 376 amino acids. The record is from RefSeq and is a predicted model, not a curated record. Gene Ontology annotation, molecular function: monoacylglycerol lipase activity; phosphatidylcholine lysophospholipase A1 activity. Gene Ontology annotation, biological process: monoacylglycerol catabolic process; phosphatidylserine catabolic process. Gene Ontology annotation, cellular component: endoplasmic reticulum membrane. The transcript has 11 exons.